AUGGGGAUCUUUGGCAGUUUCGGGGCUCGCAACAAAGCCACUCCGCAGGUUCCUCCCGGUGCUGAGGCCAAUGCUGCAGAGGGUAGACCGAAAGGUCCCGAAAUCAGCGAUCAACCCGACACUGAUUCAUCAAGGCUGAGUCUGGAGGCUCGUAAUGAAAAAGAAAUCCAGCAACAUCCGGAUCAGGUCACCGCGGAUGCUCACUUGGGUGUCCAGAAAGUCGAAGCGGCUGCGCUGGUUUGGAGCAAGAAGGCAGUCUGGGCAACUUACGCCUGGAUUUGGGUCUGUUUCUUCCUCCUCGCCCUACAGUCGGGCAUCAGUAGCAACGUCAUCAACAACGCCUACAGCGGAUUCCAGUCGGCUCCUCAGAUCAGUACUGCGAACAUCCUGUCCAGUAUCAUCGGCGGCGUGCUCAAGCUUCCCAUUGCAAAGAUUCUCAAUCUCUGGGGUCGUGCCGAGGGUUUCCUCGUCUUCGUUGCGAUCUACACCAUUGGACUUAUUAUUCUGGCAGCAUGCAACGGGCCCGAUUCCUAUGCAGCGGGUUACGUUCUCUUUUGGAUCGGGUACGACGCAAUCUACCUGAUUCUCGAUGUCUUCGUGGCAGACACGUCCGGCCUGCGGAACAGAGCUUUCACUUUCGCUUUCGCCAGCACCCCCUUCAUCUGCACUGCGUUCACCGCCCCUCUGGCUGCUGCGUCCUUCCUCCGCAUGACGACUUGGCGAUGGGCCUAUGGAGCCUUUGCUAUCAUCAUGCCCGUUGCGUUUGCGCCGCUCGCAGUGGUCUUCAAACGGUACCAGCUCAAGGCUGAGAAGAUGGGGUUAUAUGUCCGCCAGCCUAGCGGUCGUACAUGGACACAGUCUGUGGCCCACUAUAUUCACGAGUUUGAUAUCGUCGGUGCCUUCCUGUUGAUGGCCGCUUGGGUGCUGCUGCUGCUGCCCUUCAGUUUGGCCAGUAACGGUCGUGCCGAAUACAAGAGCGCGGCCUUCAUCGCGAUGGUCGUCAUCGGGUUCUGCCUCCUCUUCGUCUUCGCCGCUUGGGAGAAGUGGUUUGCCCGCGUCCAUUUCAUCAACUACGAACUGCUGAAGCAGCGCACGGUCCUGGGUGCCUGUGUCAUGGCCGCAACGCUCUACUUCAGUUUCUACUGCUGGGAUCUCUACUUCUACAACUUCUGCGCGGUCGUUUACAACCUCAACGCCGCAAUGACUGGCUACAUGACCCAGAUUUACAACGUGGGUUCAUGCUUUUGGGGUGUCGUCUUCGGCCUCUGGGUGCGCUGGACCAAGCACUUCAAGCACACCUGUCUGUUCUUCGGCCUACCGCUUAUGAUCCUGGGCGCCGGCUUGAUGAUCCACUUUCGGGGUCAGUCGGACGACAUCGGCUACGUGAUCAUGUGCCAGAUCUUCAUUGCCUUCGGCGGUGGCACUCUUGUCAUCGGCGAGCAGAUGGCUGUCAUGGCCUCUGCGAACCGCGAGGGCGUCCCCAUGAUGCUGUCGUUCAUCGGACUCUUCUCCAGCUUGGGAGGUGCCAUUGGAUACGCCGUGGCGGCUGCCAUCUAUACAAACGUAUUCCCUGGCGCUCUCGAGUCUCGUCUCCCCGCGGACCUCAAGUCAAAUGCCACUUCGAUCUACAUGGGCGGAUACACAGUACAGCAAACAUAUCCGAUGGGCUCGGCCGCUCGUGACGCGAUCAACUAUGCCUGGGGCCGCAGCCAGAUGUAUGGUGCGGUUGCCGCUACUUGCAUUUUGAUUCUGGGGAUUCCUGCCAUUGCCGUCUGGAAGAACUACAAUGUCAACAAGCACCAGAACAAGGGUGUGAUGAUCUAA
Molecule: messenger RNA, 1824 nt
Organism: Aspergillus viridinutans
Lineage: Eukaryota; Fungi; Ascomycota; Eurotiomycetes; Eurotiales; Aspergillaceae
Gene: sit2
Product: putative siderochrome-iron transporter
Exons: 3
Coding region: 1-1824 (607 amino acids)
Biological process (GO): transmembrane transport
Molecular function (GO): transmembrane transporter activity
Source: RefSeq, a predicted model, not a curated record